Molecule: messenger RNA, 2056 nt
Organism: Brassicogethes aeneus
Lineage: Eukaryota; Metazoa; Arthropoda; Insecta; Coleoptera; Nitidulidae
Source: the annotation of a GenBank genome assembly
UUCUUUUGACAGAUAAAACUCAAGGUUGCCAAAAACCAUGUUGGAAGAUGAAGUAGAACCCCACGAAACGAAUAAAAUAGAAUUAAGGGAAGUUAUAGUUGCCGAUAGGACCGAUAGCGAUUCAUCAAGAGACGAAAGUUCUUCUUCAGAUGAAGAUCAGAAAUAUGAAAGACCAAAAAUCGAUCUUCCACCAGAAUACUGGCACAUACAGAAGCUGGUAAAAUACAUCAAAACUGGAAAUCAGUCUGCAACAGUUGUAGCCUUGUGUUGCUUGAAAGAUCAUGAUCUAUUAGAUGAAAUGAAUCAGCUGGCAAUUCAAGAUGUAGGAGGAGUAGAAACACUAGUAAAUCUACUAGAAGGAAACGACUUGAAAUGUAAACUAGGUACCUUAAGCGUUCUAACUCAACUAUCCCAGACUGAAGAUAUCAAAAAAGUGAUCACCAAUCUUGGUGGUGUAGACUUACUGGUGAAAAAUUUAUCCGAACCUGCCAGAGACCUUCAAAUUUUGACAGCAGAGACCAUACAUAAUGUAGCACAGAUCAAAAAAGCCAGAAAGCAUGUCAGAAGAUACGGAGGUAUACCAAAACUCGUUGAUUUUUUGGACAUCAGCGAAACGUAUCUGCAAACUCCAGCUGAUCAACUGACACCUGACGAAGUGGAGAUAGUCAACAUAGCAAAAGCCGGAGCCAGAGCCCUAUGGUCUCUAUCUAAGAGCAGGAAGAAUAUCAAAAUUAUGAUGAAGAGUGGGUGUGUGCCCUUAUUGGCUAGACUACUAAGGUCUGUUCACAUAGAUGUAGUUAUUCCCACAACAGGCACCAUAUCAAUGUGCGCUGGAGAUCCCUCAUAUCAAUUGGCCAUCCAAACUGAAGGCAUGAUUAAGGACAUAGUUAAAAACUUAACUGCGGAGGACUACCCGGUGCUAAGACAAUACUGCGCGGAAUCUAUAUUUCGUUGUGCCCAAGAUCCAAUCAUCAGAGAUCAGGUUAGGCAGUUUGGAGGUUUAGAUCCAUUGGUGAAGAUGCUAACGAACCCAGAAACGAAGGAAGAUGCCCAAUUGAAAGCUGCUGUUACUGGGGCGAUAUGGAAAUCUGCUGUUAGCACUGCCAAUGUGGAGAGACUGGAUCAGCUUGGAUGUGUAAAUGUUUUGGUCAACAUCCUGGAAAACAUAGACGAAGAUGAAAGAGUGUUAAGCAAUUCGGUUGGUGCUUUGUGUGAGUGCCUCAAAUUUGAGCACAACCGAGAAACUUUGCGAAGAGCCAACGGUAUUCCACACUUGGUGAACUUGUUGAAUUACACGUAUCCGCCUCUGUUAGAGAAUGUGCCCAUGGUGCUAAGAGAGUGCGCUCAAGAUGAAGCCUGCAUGAGGAUUAUUGAAGAUUUAGACGGGGUCAGAUUGAUCUGGUCUUUGUUGAAAAACGAUUCUCCUGCGGUGCAAGCCAAUGCAGCGUGGUCUUUGGUGCCUUGCAUCCAAAACGCGACCGAUUCGGGCGAGAUGGUUCGUUGCUUUGUCGGGGGUUUGGAGCUGAUAGUGAACCUGCUCAAGUCGAAAGACAAUCGUGUUUUGGCGUCGGUUUGCGCAGCCAUAGCGGAAAUAGCGAAAGAUAUUGAAAAUCUGGCCGUUAUAACUGAUCACGAGGUGGUUCCGUUGCUCGUGAACCUCGUCAACACGGAUUGCGUGGAGCUAAGGGAGCAUUUGGGUUCCGCAAUUGCUUACUGUUGCGCUUGGGGGUCCAACUGCAAACUGUUUGGAAGAUUGGGCGCCAUAACACCUCUAGUCCAAUUCAUGAGCGAUCAAGAUCCCAGUGUGCACAGGACUACAGCCCUGGCACUCUACCACUUAUCCAAAAACUCUUUCAACUGCAUCACAAUGCAUGAGAGCGGUGUUGUGCCCUUCCUUUUAAAGGCAGUUUCAUCGACUGAUUAUGCUUUGCAGGAAGCUGCUGCAAACUGUCUUGCCAACAUAAGAAAGCUAGCUUUGAAAGCUGAAACGACUCACUUGAUCAGAGACAAUGAUGAUGAUGAUUUUGGGGAUGAAGAUGACUAUAUGUGAUUUUUC